GUAUGCAACUCGGAAACGUGAUCUUACAUUUGUGACGUAUUCAUCUUUCGAAAAGAAGAGGGAGAGUCCAGAGCAUUUCUUGAAUUUUGUUGCUGAGAAUAUAGAUUAAAAGUUUCUACAGCGAAAAAAUGCAGAGAUCAUUAAGGCUGAAGCGUGAACUGCAGUUCAUCAGCACAGAACCACCACCGGGCAUAUCCUGCUGGCAAAACGGUGGUCAGAUGGAUGACCUGAGGGCUCAGAUUGUGGGUGGUGUGAACACUCCUUUCGAAGGAGGAGUAUUUUCAUUGGAGAUAAAGAUUCCUGAAAGGUACCCUUUUGAGCCUCCAAAAAUGCGAUUUCUGACGCCAAUUUACCAUCCUAAUAUUGACACUGCUGGACGAAUUUGCCUGGAUGCGUUGAAACUGCCUCCCAAGGGUGCUUGGAAGCCUUCUCUCAACAUUUCUACUGUUCUCACUUCAAUCCAGUUGCUGAUGGCUGAACCAAAUCCUGAUGAUCCCCUGAUGGCUGACAUUUCAUCAGAAUACAAGUAUAACAAGCAAGUUUAUGUGGAGAAAGCAAAGAGGUGGACAUGGAAACAUGCCAUGCAAAGGAACAAGGUUGUUGAUGAUGCCGAAGACUUUGUAUCGGUAGAUGACCUAUGCAAAGGAGCAGAAGUGUCCUACAAGAGAGAGGCGGUCUGUCCAGCAGAAGAAGCAGAAAAAUCUAAAAAGCCUUCCUUAUAAAAAAGACUGCAUGUGCGCAUUUUACGCAGUUCUUUGUUGACAUUUUAUAAUUUUUCUCUUUACUCUGAAUAAAGUUUUUUUUUCAAAUUAUUUCAUUAAGGAAUAAAAUAUUUA
Molecule: messenger RNA, 836 nt
Organism: Lepisosteus oculatus (spotted gar)
Lineage: Eukaryota; Metazoa; Chordata; Actinopteri; Semionotiformes; Lepisosteidae
Gene: ube2t
Product: ubiquitin-conjugating enzyme E2T (putative)
Biological process (GO): protein polyubiquitination; DNA damage response
Cellular component (GO): nucleus
Molecular function (GO): ubiquitin conjugating enzyme activity
Source: RefSeq, a predicted model, not a curated record